This is a messenger RNA of Penaeus vannamei (Pacific white shrimp), 828 nucleotides long. The record is from RefSeq and is a predicted model, not a curated record. NCBI's taxonomy places the organism in Eukaryota, Metazoa, Arthropoda, Malacostraca, Decapoda, Penaeidae.
GCGUAAACAGGGGUCAGUGUGAGUCUGGCAGUGGGAGAGGGAGGUGUUGUUCGAUGUCGCCAGUGGUUUUGGCGUUUUGUCAUGUGUCUUUUGAUGGUUCAGUGAUUCGAGGUUUGUGAGUGACGUCGAGAUCAGGUGGUGAUUUCCGAUCGGUGGAUGCGUCGCGUAGUGUAGUCGUUUCCGCGGAGUGUGCCCGGGCGGAGGAGCCAAGUUUUCCCCAUGUUGAGGAGCCUGAGGUCCCUGGACGAGAAGACCCGCCAGUUUUUCCAUUCCAGCUCGGAGUCGUACAAGCGGCCGCCCUACAGCAGCUUGGGGGCGAGCUCGGGCCAGGGCGCCACGUACGACUGGAUUUUCCGGGGGUCGGGGGCGAAUAUGCCUCCUCUGGUGCGGCCUCACGACCCUUCUGCGGCGGCGGCGGCGGCGGCGGCCUACCUGAUGGGCUCUCCUGAGGGCGAUGUGAAGACCAAGCUCAAGUGCGUGCUGGUGGGCGACGGCUCCGUGGGCAAGACCUCGCUCGUCGUCUCCUACACCACCAACGGCUACCCCACGGAAUAUGUGCCCACGGCCUUCGACAACUACAACGUGGUCGUCAAUGUGGACAAUCAACCCAUCAGACUCCAGCUCUGCGACACUGCAGGACAGGUACGUUCAGAGAUUGUUCAUUGUUCAGCUUUUGUUCAAUCCUUGUUCAGUCUUUGCUUUGUCAGUGUUCUCUCGUCGUUCCCCCGCAUCAGCCGCCGCCUCGCCUGUCUCUCAUCUUCACGCUCACCUUCAGGUACUUCUGUCGGUGCUGUCGGGUGCUGUCGGGUUCUGCCUCGUGUUGUUUAG